AGAAGACAAUGUGUUUGAGGAAAUUGAAGUUGACGAAGGUGAAGUUUUGGUGGAAAACAAAAAGACUGUGUUGGAGGAAAAUGAUGUGAUUGUGUUGGAUGAUAGUGAAGAAGAAAAUGAGGAGAUCAAAGUUUACACUUCGCAAUCUACAACUUCUGAUCAAAGGCGAGUGCUUCUCUUCAAUGUUGGUGAACUAUUUGAAGUAUCAAUAAAUGAAUUCGAUAGUGAAUGGUGGCCCUUAUUACAAAUAUGUGACAAGCAUAAUCAUUCAAGUGGUCGAAAAGAAGGAAUUCCUGUCGAAAAACAUCGAAAAACAAAGGUCUGUCCCCCAAUCUCUGCUUCGCAAAAAUCCGGUGAAAGGCUAAAGCAUUCAGAAGCAGUACAGAAAUUAGUUGAGGAAGAAGCGACCAAAAACUACCCACCACCUGCCAUUACGAGUACGGUUAAAGACUAUGCGACUAGGAUAUUGGACCUGGGCUCGAGUGUUAAGGAGCUAAAACGUGCUGAA
This is a messenger RNA of Racocetra persica, 508 nucleotides long. NCBI's taxonomy places the organism in Eukaryota, Fungi, Glomeromycota, Glomeromycetes, Diversisporales, Gigasporaceae. The record is from the annotation of a GenBank genome assembly.